This is a messenger RNA of Macrosteles quadrilineatus (aster leafhopper), 1516 nucleotides long. Its product is annotated as E3 ubiquitin-protein ligase RNF126-like. NCBI's taxonomy places the organism in Eukaryota, Metazoa, Arthropoda, Insecta, Hemiptera, Cicadellidae. The transcript is spliced from 5 exons. The coding region runs from base 228 to 866 and encodes 212 amino acids. The record is from RefSeq and is a predicted model, not a curated record.
AUCAACCUCUGUAGCUCAGCUCUGUCAUUUAGUUAGGUUAGAUCGUCGUCAAACGUCGAACUCAAACCAACAUCGUGUUAGCCGGUGGUCUGUUCCAUUGCCCCAACUCUGCAUCAAGGACCAGUCAUUUGGAGCCAAGCUCUAGUUUAAAUUAAUGAAAACUGGCUGGGACCUUGAAAACAAAAGUUCAUUUGUCCGAAAAUAAUCGCUCACUACACAAGGUUACAAUGUCAGGAAGCACUCAAAAUAGGAGUUCUCUGCGUACCGUUGCAAGCAGACAAGUUGUGGUGUCUGUCUCCAGAGGAGCGGGGGCCAGACGUGUCACGCAAGGUCCAGUUCUGCGUCCAGCUCUUCGAAUGAACGCUGCUAUCAGGCCGCUAACACCUGCGCAGUUUGCCGAGGCGCAGGCGCAAAAUCAGCCAAGUGCAGCUGCCAGUGCUGCAAACAGAACUGGGCGCAUUGGCCGUCCUAGUCUUAGAGCCACUGUUGGCAGAGUUUUACAGAGAAAUUCUGUGGCUACUCGGCUAGCCACCAACGCUGCUAGAGCCCCUGUAGCUCCUGUGCACGGAAUUCCUCAACGAGUGAGGACUCGCCGGUCUGCUGCUAAUGAAAUCCCACCAGCCGCAAGUAUUCCAUUCGUAAACUCUACAAAUGUGUCUGAGUCACGAAUCUCUCUAUCUCAGCAAAACUAUCAAUGCCCGAUCUGUCUGUUGGACACUAAGAAUGAAAAUCUGCGAAUCCUCGCCACUCUGUGUGGUCAUGUCUUCUGCAAAGAGUGUAUCUUUGAGGCUUACAAAAAGAAAAAUAAUUGCCCCAUGUGCCAGAAGCCACUGGACCCAAGUCUCUUCCGUGAAAUUUUCAUCUAAAGACUUUAAACACUACAACAAUUAACGUCCUAUCUUACCAUCGAUUGUUAUUAAUUUACAUAUAACCUAAACAGUGUUACUAUAUAGAUACGAUUAUACUGUUUUUUGUUGUUCUUGAUCAUAUUGUGUAAUUAUCAUAUUGCGAUAUUAGUAAAGACUAUAUUGAGGUCUUUUGGCUGUUGAAAAUGUGCCACGUUAAACUGUAUAGUACAAUAUUUUGUGCAGUCAAAUUCUAGAUUAAGAUUUACUGUUGAUUAUUAUUUAGGUUAAUAUACUCCACAACAUGGCUCAAGUUAAAACUGUGUUCUGUGGAUAUUUAUUAUAUGAUUGAAACAAAAAAACCGAAAAGCCAAACAGCUAGAGUAAUAUUACCAAAGUUUAAUGGUUUUUUACUACUGGUAGUUAUUUUGAAUAAAAAAACUAAAAGGAAAAGCUAUACAGCUAGAAUAAUAUAACCAAAGCAUAAUAGUUUUUUUACUAGACUUAAUUAUUUUGAGAAAAAAUAAUGAAAAUCCAAACAGCUAAAAUAAUAAUACCAAAGUUUAAUGGUUUUUUACUAUUUGUAAUUACUUUUCAUCUAUUUUUAUAUUAUUUUAGUUCAAAUUGAAACUGUGUUUCGUGAAUAUUAUAAUAUGAUUGAAAGAAAUAAA